Molecule: messenger RNA, 252 nt
Organism: Rangifer tarandus platyrhynchus (Svalbard reindeer)
Lineage: Eukaryota; Metazoa; Chordata; Mammalia; Artiodactyla; Cervidae
Source: the annotation of a GenBank genome assembly
AUGAGCCAGAGUUUGGCGGCUGAAGCUGAGGCCAUAGACGCCCCCCAGGGCUGUGGGAGCCCUCCAGGUUCAGAACUGGGAGGUCCCGGGGAGCCCCGUGUUGCGGGGGCGUCGGGUCGGCCGUGGGAGCCGGCAGGUACUGUGGUCAGCCCCGCGCCAGAGCAGCCGGGGCCACGGGAAUCCUGGCGCACAGUGGGCCCGUGGCCGGGGACAGCAGGCGUGUGCCGGGAGGGCGGUGUCCUGAGGCGCUGA